AUGUCACAGCCUCAAGAGUCUCAAGAGCAUCGAAUGCAAGCGAGAUCGCUCGAUAGGUUCUCAUGGUUUCAGCUCUUGCCUUCCGAACUGCAGCUGAUGGUCUUCGAGGAGGUUGUUCUUGCCACUCUGAAGCCUCGUGUUGUACUUCUGGAUGUCGAGGCGCGCUCAAGCUUUCAUCCUGACUUCCACUUGAUCUGCUGGCAGAUCACAGCUGAGAACCGUCAGCAACUUCACGAGGAGAACCCUUCCGUAGUGGCCCACAAGAUCAUGGGAAUAAGUAGCGCCGGUAGGUACAUUGGGACUCGUUUCCUCGAUACCCUGAACGUGAUCGACCCACCACUCUAUUGCAACGCGCUGUUUGGACUUGGUGUCUCUCUUGCCUGGGAUCUAUUUUGGCUUCCAGACAAUCUCGAGCAGUUCAUGGCAACUCGUCAGUAUCCCGCACUCCUGCGUGGGCCUACAGAUGAGGACGAAAUUAAUUUCAUUAUGAUGAGCCUUCAUGUCUUCGAAGAGGCCGUCCGCUGGGCGGGAAGGCGGUGGGAGCAACACGAAGAAUUGAACGAGAACGAGAACACUCAGAGACGACAAUUUUUGCUUAAUGAAGUCUUCGAAUGUUUUCCUUCGUCAUGGGAACUCGUCAUAAUGGUCAAUGUGCCUAGAGGCCACAUAUCCUGGGACGAGGUCCAAUUGACUGGGAUCAAUGACCCUGAAAUCUUAACCAUGGGUGACAAGGAGGAUGGCCCAGACAGAUGCCACUCUGUAUUUCAGACCUAUGAGAUGCUGCACGAUGGCCUCAUGGAGGUUUACGCGAGCCAGCUGAAUGAGGGCAACGAGGACAUCCUUUUUCGGGAUGGGCUCGAGAGAGCGUGGCCCCAGCUAUCCUUUGCCUUUCGGAAGCCCUCGUAUUGUCGAGACCCGGGGCCGAUGACGACGGGGCCAGUGGGAUCUGGUUCUCGGAAAAGAUCUCGUGAUGUUGAUGACAUCGAGGUGGAGGAGCGGGCCGCUAAGCGACGGGAAAAGUAA
This is a messenger RNA of Diaporthe amygdali, 1023 nucleotides long. RefSeq lists its product as uncharacterized. NCBI's taxonomy places the organism in Eukaryota, Fungi, Ascomycota, Sordariomycetes, Diaporthales, Diaporthaceae. The transcript has a single exon. The record is from RefSeq and is a predicted model, not a curated record. The coding region runs from base 1 to 1023 and encodes 340 amino acids.